AUCAUUCUUGUGCUAUAUUGGGUGGCUUUGCAUUUUCGGGGAAAAGUGUGAUCAAAUCUUGUGCAACGAAGGCUGAGAAAAUCGCCGUCGCAGCCAGGAAACCAGCUAUUCUCCUUCCUCGUGUCAAUGUCUAUCCUCACCGUUCACUGUCAAUCAUCUCAGCCAGAUUGUAUCCCGGGAGAAGUGAAGGUGUUAUCCGCGAGUCUGAUACAUCAUUUUCGAAAAAAGAAAAGGCUGCUGAAGAACAGUGGGCUCGCCAAAGAGAUGCCGAGAAGCUAAAACAUCUACGUGAAGCACUUGAAAAGCACGAAAAGUCUCUUCAAGAUACACAUGAGGCACUCAAAGACAUUAAACAGAAUAUCGAAAACUUGUCAGAGAAGAUCAAAGAUGACUGA
Messenger RNA from Paraglomus occultum, 395 nucleotides. The record is from the annotation of a GenBank genome assembly. Lineage: Eukaryota; Fungi; Glomeromycota; Glomeromycetes; Paraglomerales; Paraglomeraceae.